This is a messenger RNA of Colletotrichum tamarilloi, 1773 nucleotides long. RefSeq names its product oxidoreductase. Lineage: Eukaryota; Fungi; Ascomycota; Sordariomycetes; Glomerellales; Glomerellaceae. The transcript is spliced from 4 exons. Bases 1 to 1773 code for a protein of 590 amino acids. The record is from RefSeq and is a predicted model, not a curated record. Gene Ontology annotation, molecular function: protein binding; hydrolase activity.
AUGAGAUCCACCGUCUUUACAUCAAUUCUCGCAUUGGCGGCGACGAUGACCAUGGGGUCGGCCGUGGCUCGGGCCAAGAAGCCGCCGUUUUUCUUUCUCAUCGGCGAUUCCACCGUGGCGGUCAAUGGAGGUUGGGGUGACGGCUUCCUGUCUUACCUCAAAGACCCCGCAAAGGGCGAGAACAGGGGCAAAAGUGGUUCUACCACCGUCUCGUGGAAGUCAAACGGCCGCUGGGCUUCACUCUUGCAGGGUAUCAACGACACUAUGGCAGACUACGAGCCAGUUGUCACUAUCCAGUUUGGCCACAAUGACCAGAAGAGUCUUACUUUGGAUGAGUUCAGGGCCAAUCUGGUUAAUAUCGCGACCGAGCUCAAGGACGCCGGGGCGACUCCGAUCUUCAUCACGUCUCUUACUCGCCGUCGCUUCGAAGAUGGCGAAGUGGUUCGAGAUCUUGCUGAAUGGAGGGGCAAAACGAUCGCAGCGGCAAAGGCCAGCAGCGUUAGGUGGCUUGAUCUCAACCUUGCGAGUACCGACUAUGUCAACGCCAUAGGGGAGGAAAACGCCCAGUACUAUAACCUGGCUAGCACCGAUAGAACCCACUUGGGGGAAGCUGGCGAGAUCGUUUUUGGCCGCAUGGUAGUUGACCUCUUGUUAGAGAAACGCAGCGAUCUAGACGUCUACUUCAGCGCUGACGAAGAGAUCACUGACGCUAUCGCGAACGGCGAAUUCGCUACAGGAGGCAAAUCCCAGGACCAUGGCACUGUGACUCGAGGUGUCCAUGGGCGGAACAUGAACCUGACUCUAAAAUGGGACAUUCUACCGGUCAACAGUCAACAACAAUUCCGAGGAUUGUCACCUGUGUCGGACCAAAUAGCCUGGGUGUCUGGUACAGGAGGAACGGUUCUUCGCACCACCGACGGCGGUGCUUCGUGGCAAUCAGUUGGUCCCGAAUUGUCGACCGAAGACGCCGACCUGCAGUUCCGUGACGUGCAGGCCUUCUCGGCCGAAAAGGCAAUCAUCCUAUCUAUUGGCGAAGGAGCGGACUCGCGCAUUUACAUCACGAAGAAUGGAGGAGAGUCUUGGACGCAGAGUUUCGCCAAUGAGGAGGCAUCGGCGUUUUUCAACUGCGUCGACUUUGAAGACGAUGAGAGGGGCAUUGCCGUGAGCGACCCAGUCGAUGGCAAGUUUCGAUUGAUUGAGACGCUCGAUGGGGGUAACACCUGGACCAUCGUGGACCCCAGCGGCAUGCCCUCUGCUUUAGAGGGCGAAUUCGGAUUCGCAGCCAGCGGGACUUGCAUCUCUACCGCAGCGGGUCGUUGGUAUCUUGCAUCGGGUGGCAUUGAUCCCGGCAGGAUCUUCCAGAGCGCAAACGGUUAUGAGUGGGAUGUCUCGAGCAGUGCGAUUGCGGGUGGUGCCUCGGCUGGGGUGUUCUCGGUACGAUUCAGAGACGCGCAAAACGGCAUUGCAACUGGAGGCGACUUCAACGUGGUCAAUGGUUCACUCCAUACAUCAGCAUGGUCCGAGGAUGGCGGAGAGACCUGGACCGCGUCGGAGGUGUUUCCGGGCGGAUACCGAUCGGGCUCAUCAUGGGCCCCGGGGCUGUGUGGGGUGGCUGUCGCAGUUGGACCAUCUGGCUCCGACAUCACGCUUGAUGCUGGAAAGACUUGGGUUACAUUUGACAGAGGCUCGUUCGACGCUGUCGAGUGCGUUUACGGCCGAGUCUGCUGGGCGUCCGGCUCAGCCGGAAGGGUGGGCAAGCUUUCAUUGAGAUGA